GAUACUAGCGGUCGCGGAAUUGCGUACAGGUGCGGGGAUCCUGCCAGGUGGGCUGCUGUAGCCGAGCUCCAGACCCUCUGCCGUGCCUUAGGGGCAGGGCGCUGCUGUGGCGCACGGCGGGGCAGUGGGCGAGAGGAGGAUGGCUCCUUUGCAGUAAAGCCAGCGCCUGAAACGGGGGAGGAGGUGGGUCGUGCCACCCCUCCCAAAUAGUCUCUGCCAUUAAUGCCGUUUCUCUCCUGCUGCGCAGGAGUCCCUGGGAAUAUAAUUCACCUACCACUGUCUUCAGCAGGAAAGAGGCUAAUCCCAUUUUGCGAUUUACCGUGCCCGCCGCGAGCAGGUGAGGCCGCGGCGGAGGUGGGUGUCGUGGGCCUGGGCCGUGCCCCUACCCGGCUGGCACCCGCCUGCUGCAGGAUGUCUGUAACAGAUCAAGCCUUUGUGACCCUUGCUACCAAUGAUGUGUACUGUCAAGGUGCGCUGGUUCUUGGACAGUCAUUGAGGAACCAUACGACAUCUAGAAAAUUGGCAGUACUAAUUACACCAGAGGUUUCCAGUGGGAUGAGGUCUGUCCUCUGCAGCGUGUUUGAUGAAGUCGUUGAGGUGGAUACACUUGACAGUGCUGACUCAGUUCGUUUGGCUCUGAUGCAGAGGCCAGAACUAGGUGUAACUUUCAGUAAGCUUCACUGUUGGACUCUUACUCAUUAUAGCAAAUGUGUCUUCAUGGAUGCAGACACAUUGGUGCUUUGCAAUGUUGAUGAAUUAUUUGAUCGAGAAGAGUUUUCUGCAGCUCCUGAUUCUGGCUGGCCUGACUGCUUUAAUAGUGGUGUGUUUGUGUUCCGACCUUCUUUGAAAACUUACAACCUUCUGCUCCGGUUUGCUGCUGAACAUGGCAGCUUUGAUGGAGGUGAUCAAGGUUUAUUGAAUAGUUUCUUCAGCAAUUGGGCAACCGCAGAUAUUGGAAAACACUUACCUUUCCUCUAUAACUUAAGCAGCAGUGCUGUAUACACCUACAUCCCUGCUUUCAAUCAUUUUGGUAGAGAUGCCAAGGUUGUUCACUUCUUGGGAGCGACGAAGCCCUGGAACUACAGAUACAACCUUCAAACAGAGAGAGUUAUGCAUGAUGGCACUACCUCUGGAUCAUUUCAUCAGCUGUCAUUUCUUGCCCUCUGGUGGAAUAUAUACAGUGCCAGUGUAUUGCCUUUGUUAGAAAAACUUGGAAAGGUGAAAGAAUCAGAAUCUGAGGAAUGCAAGCACACUUCCAAUGGAGUUGAAAUCGCCCUAAAAAAGGUCAGUCCUUAUGUGGCCAAUACACUGCAAAUGCCUGUGCUUCCAGAGGAGGUGUAUGAAAUAGAUGCCACAGCAUGUUCAUCUGAGGAAUUCACUUUUCAAACUUUGUGUGGAGCUGAACAAAGCAGUUCUAACGUCCAUCUCUCUGAGCCUGAGGGACCUUCAGGACAACUUGUAUUUCACCCUGCGUUUCAGGAUACCUCAGAACUGAAUGAGGUUGCACAUUCCAUUUCAGAGCUGUCUAUUCAUGUCAAACCAGAAGAACCAAGUCCAGAAGAUGAACGGAGAAAAUGGGAGGAAGGGCACAUGGACUAUAUGGGGAAAGAUGCUUUUGAACAUAUCAAAAAGAAAUUGGAUGCAUUUUUACAUUAAGAUGCAGUGUACUGUAAUGGCCAUCACAAUCUAUGUUUCUUCCAUAAAUACCACCCUUGAAUAUGUGGUUAUCUUUGUAGUUUCUUUGACACUUAACUGAACGACUUAGAUAUAGAUCUUCAUAAAUUUUGAUUAACAGGUACAGACUCUUGGUUUCUUAACUGUUAAGUGUGCCUCAUC
Dryobates pubescens (Downy woodpecker) is the source of this 1836-nucleotide messenger RNA. RefSeq names its product glycogenin 2 (gene GYG2). The transcript is spliced from 9 exons. Gene Ontology annotation, cellular component: cytoplasm. Gene Ontology annotation, molecular function: glycosyltransferase activity. The coding region runs from base 223 to 1656 and encodes 477 amino acids. The record is from RefSeq and is a predicted model, not a curated record. NCBI's taxonomy places the organism in Eukaryota, Metazoa, Chordata, Aves, Piciformes, Picidae.